AUGACCACUGCAAAGGUCUUAACAGCUGCAGUCUCAUGUGCAACUGCACUCAUGUUAGUCCACAUAAUCCCCGAUCUACUCAGUGUCAAAACCCGAGAAUUAUUUCUAAAAAAUAAAGCUGCACAGCUGGAUCGUGAAAUGGGUAUCAUUCGAACACAAGAAGAAACAGGCAGACAUGUUAGAAUGCUAACUCAUGAAAUCAGAAGCACUCUUAACAGACACACAAUAUUAAAAACUACACUUGUGGAAUUAGGAAGAACAUUGGGGUUAGAAGAAUGUGCUCUUUGGAUGCCAACACGCAGUGGUUUAGAGCUUCAACUUUCUUAUACCCUUCGCCAUCAAAACCCUGUAGGGUUUACAGUUCCAAUUCAAUCUCCUGCAAUCAAUCAAGUUUUUAGUACUAAUCGUGCUGUUAAAAUAUCUCCAACUAGUCCUGUUGCUAGAUUACGCCCUGCUUCUGGUAAAUAUAUGCUUGGGGAGGUUGUUGCUGUGCGGGUCCCACUUCUACAUCUUAACAAUUUCCAAAUCUAUGAUUGGCCUGAACUUUCAACAAAACGUUAUGCUUUAAUGGUUUUGAUGCUUCCUUCUGAUAGUGCUAGACAAUGGCAUGUUCAUGAACUUGAACUUGUUGAAGUGGUUGCUGAUCAGGUUGCUGUUGCUCUUUCACAUGCUGCAAUCUUGGAAGAGUCAAUGAGGGCUAGAGACUUGCUUAUGGAGCAAAAUGUAGCACUUGAUCUUGCAAGAAGAGAAGCUGAAACAGCUGUUCGUGCACGUAAUGACUUUCUUGCAGUUAUGAAUCAUGAAAUGAGAACUCCAAUGCAUGCAAUUAUUGCACUUUCUUCAUUACUUCAAGAAACCGAUUUGACACCUGAACAACGCCUCAUGGUUGAAACCAUUUUAAAAAGCAGUAAUUUACUCGCCACACUCAUAAAUGAUGUAUUAGAUCUUUCAAGACUGGAAGAUGGUAGUCUUGAACUUGAUACCACAACUUUCAACCUUCAUGCUCUCUUCAAGGAGGUUUUAAAUCUGAUCAGGCCUGUUGCAUCAGUCAAAAGGUUGUUUGUGACACUGAGCCUUUCAUCAGAUUUGCCAGAGUAUGCUGUUGGUGAUGAAAAGAGACUGAUGCAAAUAAUUCUAAAUAUAAUUGGAAAUGCUGUGAAAUUCUCAAAAGAAGGCAGCAUCUCAAUUUCCGCCAUCAUGGCAAAACCAGAUUCUUUAAGGGAUCCACGAGCUCCCGACUUUUUUCCCCUUCUUAGUGACAAUAAUUUCUUUUUACGUGUUCAGGUGAAAGACACAGGAAUGGGAAUCAGCCAACAAGACAUGCCAAAGCUCUUCACCAAAUUUGCAGAAAGCCAAUCACCCGCAACUAGAAAUCCAGGUGGCAGCGGUCUCGGUCUUGCCAUUUGUAAAAGAUUUGUGAAUCUUAUGGAAGGUAAUAUAUGGAUAGAAAGUGAAGGCCUUGGCAAGGGCUCCACUGCAAUAUUUUUUGUCAAACUCGGGUUCCCCAGUCGCAUAAACGGGUCCCGCCUCCCUCACAUGCGAGUGCCCGCAAAACUCGGGCAGACAAAAUUUCCCGGACUAAAAGUUGUAGUUGUGGAUGAUAACGGGGUUAGCAGAACAGCAACAAAGGGGCUACUGGUGCACCUUGGUUGUGAUGUAACCACGGUUAGUUCAGGUGAAGAGUGCUUACAAGCCGUAACCAAAGACAACUAUAAGGUUGUUUUCAUAGAUGUGUCUUUGUCUUCUGAUACUUACAAUGUUGCAAGACUUGUACAUGAGAAAUUACCAAAACGCCAUGAAAAGCCUCCCCCGCUUAUAGUGGGGCUCACUGGAAACACAGAUAAGGCGAUGAAGGAAAGUUUGUUGAGAGCUGGAAUGGAUGGAGUUGUGCUUAAACCUGUUUCAGUUGAGAAGAUGAGACUUGCAUUGUCUGAGCUUUUGGAGCAUAAUACAUGAAAAGCAUAAAACCAUGAAUGGAGAUGGAGGAGGUUUGUAGUACUUGUACAUAUUGCUACUUUUUUGGUACAUUAUAUUAUAUUAUGUGUGUGUGUGUGUGUGUGUGUGUGUUAAUGCUGUGAUAUGAUAUGAUUAGAAGAAGAUGGUAUGUUACUGUUGUUUCAAGUGAGAGGUUUAACAUAUGCUAAAAUGCUACACAAGAUUUGUUGCAUAGAAUUUGCUAUAAGAAACACUCGAC
This is a messenger RNA of Lactuca virosa, 2194 nucleotides long. The record is from the annotation of a GenBank genome assembly. Lineage: Eukaryota; Viridiplantae; Streptophyta; Magnoliopsida; Asterales; Asteraceae.